ACUCCUACCGGUACCUUCUCCUCCACCACCACAAGACAGCACGCCUCUUAGUCGAAACAAACCACAACCGUCUCACGCAGCACCUUGAGCCUCUUUGCUGACCUGCAGCUGGCCUGCUAUAACCCUCCCCCCGUCCCUCUCCCUCUCCCUCCCCCUUCCCUACAUAGUCGCCAACCCAGCGCUUCCCACGCCCAUCCAACGCUUUCGCGCCGCGCAUCCCUCCUCGCCCAUUCGUCCUGCCGCCUCGCCGCGACCGUCUGUCCAACCCUCGGAAUUGAUAGACGGGCCUCCAUCGCGGCACAGCCCUGGCACAGCGCUCGGUUCUGCCUGCUUUCGAGCCAGCCUGAGGCAGAGCAGAGGCAUGGCGACCGCGACCCAACUCAUGCCGUCACCCAGUGGCCUGAACUCCAUGUCAGCCUUCAGUCCCUACACCGACAGCCCCAGCUCGCCCGCCAACUUUGCUCAGGUCUUUUCAAAUAGAUCCUCAAACACUUCGGACCACCUUCAACCCCCGCCCAGUCCUUAUCCCGCCACAGUCGACCCUUCGCCCGUCGACAGCAAUGGCACCAGCCAUACUGAUCACACCGAGAUCGAAGACGACGCCCAGGUCAACCAUGUCGGCGAAGACAACAUGAGCGACAUCAGAUCGCCCGCCACGGACGAUAUCGUGAGCCCGGCGAGCCAUGGCAGCCAGCCAAAGCCCUACAGGCUCGACACGACAGUUUCUGCGCGCACCCGUGCCGACUCCGACGACGCGCCCCCCUCCGUCAUCCACGCGCCUGCCCAUUUCAAACAGUUUACUCGCACAGGUAUAUCCACCGCGUCUCCCAACGUAAAAUCACCCGAGAGUUCCGCCGUCGAGUCGCCGUCGACGCCAGAAGCACACAUGAUUCCCGAUGUGGACGAACAGCACACGUCUGCCUACAACCCCGCCUACAACUCUGCAUACACGACCCCAAUCGAUACUUCGGUAUCGCCUUCGGGCAUGCCGGAUCGCAGCACACCCCGCGCACAAACACGCUACGACUUCGAGGAGGACAUGAAGCGACGCAGCAGUCGUAUGAGCGGCAACCUAGCUGACAUAGCUGAAUACGACGACAAUGCCCCAACCGACUCUUCGGCAAGCUCCGUCAUUGACCCAGACGACAGCCAGUCUUCGCAGUCGCAGAGCGGCGAGUCCGUGUCCAUGGGCACACAGACAAUGGGCCAAGCACUACACGGCAUCAACGAGACGGAGAAGGAAGUCGUUGCCCUCCAGGGCGCCUUGAACGAGUGCUGGACGCUAUGCAACUCGCUGGCCAAGCUGAGCCAACAUCAUCGCCAACGCAUGUUCCACUAUUCUGGCGGACAGGCCGAUAUACACGAACACGCCUGGAGGACGUGUUGGCGACUCUGCCAGAAACUCUACGAGAGUCGCGACGAGAAUCCUUCGGCACAGAUCCAUCCGACGUUGGAGCUUUGCCGAGACUUCUGUCAAGCGCUGUUUGACGUGCGUCAGCGUGGCGAUGAGGCGUCUGAUUCGGUCCUCAGAGUCAGCUUCGAGCUCAACAACCACCUUUACAACGCCCACGACCGCAAUCUGCCCGAGACGUUCCGCGAACGAACAUUUGACUUUUACCUAACGCUGUGCCACCGAUUGAUGAAGCAGCGCACCUCUCUUCCCGAAGAGACAGAUUCACUAUUGCAUGCAUGCUGGUCGUUGGCCGAGAUGCUUUUCAGCAUCCGCCAAAACAGCCGUGACGGCAAACCUGCCGACGAAGAGCUGCUAGGCUCUGCCAUACAAGCCUGUUGGGAACUGUGCGACCUGUUCCGCGAGGGGUGGACCCAGGUACGGCCCGACCGCGGGACCCCACGACCCACGCAGUAUGCCUUCUCUACUGGCCCCACUUCUGUGACACACUCUCAAAUCGCAUACUCGGAACGAUCUGGGCGGUCGUCCAGUGUGAACGAUUCCUAUCACUCGGCCAUUUCAUCUAGAAUGGCAACGCCAAUGCAGCCAGAGACGCCAACCACCAUUUUCGAUGACCGAGAAGAGUUCUCCCCGGCCGAGUCUGAGCCCAACGUCCCGAACAUCCUUGUCCUUGGUCCAGAGGCCGGCAUGACGCGGACACACGACCGCUGGUCAUCAGCCUCUUCCAAUCUCUCGACAUACUCCGACUCUUCAGUCCAUACCUCCUCUACCGCAACCGCAGGACGAUCGGAUCCCAACCUGAUCCGUCUCAAGGGCCUGAUCAUCAAGGCAGCCAUCAACACGGGCUAUAACCGUCAGAUCCCACUGCCGGACUUCAUCCGCGCCUUGCCCUCCAACAGCUUCGGAACAAUCCCUUGGCAAAGUCAGCUAUUUGAAAGCUAUCGAAAGCUUGUACUAGCAGACCCGACGCUACGGACUGUUCACACACAACCACUCCGCAGAUUAACUGCCCUUGAGAUUGGCCGGUCUGUGCAAUGGCUGGCUCGCAGCGAGCAUUUCAAGUGGUUACGUGAGCUCUAUCGAUUUGUCUUUGGCAAUUAUCCUGAAGACACUAGCCAACGCAAUCUUAUUAUCAACGCAUAAUGCAGCUUCAUUCGGCACAAGGCUUGUUUCAUCACCUUGGCCCCGGGUUUUCUGGAUGGGGGGGGCUUUCUGUUCUGUUUCCGCCAUAUACCCCAACGCUCUCUUCUAUGCACAUGAUCCAUUUCUAGGCAUGUCUACUAUCUUCGCUUCUUUGUAUUAUUUUGAUCAAUAACUACUUUUAUCGGGUUGUUCAAGACUGUUCAUCUCAUUGGCUUUCUUAUGACUGCAGAAAAGCCGGCUGACAUGAUUUUUACCAUGACUUAUUCAUUCCUAUUCAACCGAGAUGAAGUUUGCGGCUCCUCCAUCGGCGCACGUGGUUUAAAUGUAAUCUGAAUGAUAAUAACGAUACGAGAUCCUCUCAACAUAACAGUGCUUCGUAUCUC
Messenger RNA from Cucurbitaria berberidis CBS 394.84, 2937 nucleotides. RefSeq lists its product as uncharacterized. The coding region runs from base 362 to 2554 and encodes 730 amino acids. Lineage: Eukaryota; Fungi; Ascomycota; Dothideomycetes; Pleosporales; Cucurbitariaceae. The transcript has 5 exons. The record is from RefSeq and is a predicted model, not a curated record.